AAAUUCUAAAUGCCAAAUGAAAUUGAGGAAGGCAGUGGUUUGGACGUUGCCUCCCGACUUGCUGGAAAGAAGAAAUGGGUUACUUGUUCCAUUCUGCUUCUCGUAAACCUGCUAAACUACAUGGAUCGAUACACAAUCGUGGGAGUUAUGUCGCGGCUUGCAACAUUUUUCGAUAUCGACGAUAAGGGGCAAGGCCUUUUGCAAACAGUUUUCAUUGUGUUCUACAUGUUUUUCGCGCCAUUAUUCGGAUAUUUGGGUGAUCGAUACAAUCGAAAAAUGCUAAUGAUCACUGGAAUUUGCAUAUGGAUUUUAGCAGUCUUUGCAUCGUCUUUUUGUGGGGAAGGGCACUACUACCUGUUUCUCCUGUGCCGCGGAAUUGUUGGAAUCGGAGAAGCCUCGUACUCCACAAUCGCUCCAACCGUCCUAUCAGACCUAUUCAGUGGUGGCCUCAGAAGUCGAGUACUGAUGAUGUUCUAUUUUGCAAUUCCAGUUGGAAGUGGUCUCGGAUUCAUUUCUGGGUCAAGUAUUUCACAGGCAACAGAUUCAUGGCAAUGGGGUGUUCGAUUUUCUCCGAUUAUUGGAAUAGCUUGUCUUGGAUUGAUGUUAUGGUUGUUGGAUGAACCAGUGAGGGGAGCUUGUGAUGGAGCACGGCAGAAUGGAGAUGAAGCUGAUUUGAUUGGCGAUAUUAAGUACUUGAUGUCCAUUAAAACAUUCUACCUCGCCUCGGCCGCCUCAAUUGCCUCAUUCUUCUCAAUUGGAACAAUGAGCUGGUGGACUCCACAAUACGUUGGAUUCUCGUAUGCAGUUAUUCAUAAUGUGCCAAAAGUACCGGAGACGGAGCUUACACAAAUCAAUCUAAUCUUCGGAAUCAUAACAUGCAUGGCUGGCCUAUUGGGUGUCGCUACAGGCUCAAUUUUAUCACGAGCAUGGAGAGAUGGUAGCUCAAUCUUCCGUAAUCAUGCCACCGAAAAAGCCGACGUCUAUAUUUGUGCUCUAUCAAUGUUCGUGGCUCUUCCAUUCCUCUUCUUUGCCAUAUUCAUUGCUGAAUACAGUACAAAUGGCUGUCUAAUUCUCAUCUAUUUCGCCAUUAUGUCAAUGUGCCUGAACUGGUCUGUAAAUGUGGAUGUUCUCAUGUACGUAGUGGUUGCAAACCGCCGGGCAACUGCUCUCGCCGUUCAGACAAUGGUUGCACAUUUAUUCGGAGACGCAGCGAGUCCGUAUAUCAUUGGAGUACUGUCAGAUAUGUUACGAGGAGACGAUGCAUCUGCAGUUGGACACUUUUUUGCACUGCAAAAGGCUCUAUAUGUACCAACUUUUAUGUUGGUCGUUGCUGGCGCAUUCUAUUUGGCUGCCACUUUCUUUGUUGAGGAUGAUCGGAAAGAGGCGUUGUAUCAGAUGGAUGCCCCCGAUAACUGGCACCACGACGAUCCUUCGGAAGACUUGGAUGACCUACUUUCUCACGAGAAUCCUGAAACAGUUGAAGGAGUUGAAGAGCAUCCGGCUGAUAUGAUUGUACCGCUUGCACAUUCUGAUGGAGAUACAGCUUGACGAUACGAUGAGGAACAGCAACACAGACAACGACCUUCAUUUAAUUCUUCGACCCCAGACGACAUUGAAACACUCGCUUCCGUAGACGAAGAUGGUAUUAAUCUAGAAGAAGACGCAUGUACAAUUAAAUUCGAUUCGAUUCGCCGGAAAAAUGACGAUAAUUCCGUGGAAAACGGGCAAAAUGCCGCCGAUUUAUCCGAUGAAACGGAUGAAUGGGAUGUACAGAGACCAGAUUCAGGAGAUGAUGAUCCUUGAGUUCGUUUUAGACGUCGUCGUCGUGAUGGUUGUGUGUGUGUGUGUAGAAUCGUUAUUUCCGUUGUUGUAGCUGUUUCUCAUAAUUUUUAAAUUUUUUUUCCCAGCAAAUUUGGGUUAUUUUCGAUAAUUUUAACAAUUUUUGCUGUAAAAAUUAUCUAAAAUUCAGAAAAACCGCUAAAAACUUCCCGACCAAUCAGCGAUUCGCCCCGCCCACUCUCUGACCAAUCAGCGUCUUCGAACUCCAUAUUGAUACAAAUUUUAUAGAUUGGAGAUAAAUGUAGAAAUAUAGAGAAAUAUUCGAUUAGUUUGAAUUUUUUUUAGAUUCGAUGUUUUUACAUACAUUUUUGAUUUUUAAAAUUUGGGUUAAUAUGGAGUUCGAAGACGCUGCUUGGUCUGAAAUGGGCGGAGCAAGUCGCUGAUUGGUCGGGGAGUUUUCGCGAUUUUUCUGAAUUUGAGACUAUUUUGGAUUUUUUUUCAAACAAUCGAAAUCCCAAAAAUUAUCGGAACUUUCUAUAAAAACCAGAAAAUCACUAAGAACUCUCCGACCAAUCAGCGAUUCGCCCCGCCCACUCUCUGACCAAUCAGCGUCUUUGAGCUCCGUAUUAACCCAAAUUUUAUAGAUUGAAGAUGAAUGUAGAAAUAUCAUUUACUAUAUAUAAAGCGCGUGUCCUUCCG
Molecule: messenger RNA, 2478 nt
Organism: Caenorhabditis elegans
Lineage: Eukaryota; Metazoa; Nematoda; Chromadorea; Rhabditida; Rhabditidae
Gene: spin-4
Product: Major facilitator superfamily (MFS) profile domain-containing protein
Exons: 8
Coding region: 10-1548 (512 amino acids)
Biological process (GO): transmembrane transport
Cellular component (GO): membrane
Molecular function (GO): transmembrane transporter activity
Source: RefSeq, marked reviewed